Molecule: messenger RNA, 1152 nt
Organism: Stomoxys calcitrans (stable fly)
Lineage: Eukaryota; Metazoa; Arthropoda; Insecta; Diptera; Muscidae
Product: superkiller complex protein 8
Exons: 5
Coding region: 106-1116 (336 amino acids)
Cellular component (GO): Cdc73/Paf1 complex
Molecular function (GO): protein binding
Source: RefSeq, a predicted model, not a curated record
CAAUAACAACGCCACACCGGUCAUUUCGGCAACUUUGUCAUUCUAAAAAUAAAAUAAAUAAUAUUAAUUCUAUUUUGUGUGCUGUUACUCGGUCUUUAAGUUCAAAUGUUCUCGCUUCUACAUAAAGAAGAAACUGCCCACGAAGAUGGUAUAUGGUCAUGUAGUUGGGGAAAAACACAACCAGAGAAAUCAGCUGCAGAUGAAUCGUCGACAGAAAAAGAUCCCGAUGCUAGCAGGGAUUCUAUGAUUGGCAACAAUAAAUCUAAGGAACCAGUUGAUUUCAUUGUCACAGGUGGAUUAGAUGAUCUGGUAAAAGUAUGGGACAUACGUGAGGAUAACACAUUAAAAUUGCGACAUCAACUGAAGGGGCACGCUUUAGGUGUGGUUUCGGUUGCUGUGAGCUCGGAUGGAAAGACAAUUGCCAGCAGUUCUUUGGACUCCAGUCUGUGUUUUUGGGAUGCUGAAAGCGGCCAGAGACAACAUUUACUCUCUUUUGGUCCCGUUGAUUUAUGGACGGUGGCAUUUUCGCCAUGCGACAAGUAUGUAAUUUCAGGCUCUAAUGAAGGCAAAAUUUCCAUGUAUAACGUGGAAAGUGGCAAACAAGAGCAAAUAUUGGAUCCUCAAAAUGGAAAGUUCACAUUAAGUAUAGCCUAUAGUCCAGAUGGUAAAUACAUUGCAAGUGGUGCUAUAGAUGGUAUUAUUACAAUAUUCGAUGUUGCUGCCGGCAAAGUAGCCCAAACACUGGAAGGUCAUGCCAUGCCUGUGCGCAGUUUAUGUUUCUCACCCAACUCUCAAAUGCUGCUGACAGCUUCCGAUGAUGGUCACAUGAAACUUUAUGAUGUAGCUCAUACUGAUGUUGCUGGUACUUUAUCGGGACAUGCUUCAUGGGUGUUGUGUGUCUCAUUUUCUGAAGAUGGUAAACAUUUUGCUUCAUCAUCCAGCGAUACCACUGUCAAGAUAUGGGAUUUUGCGGAAAGGAAAUGCAUGCAUACAUUCUCCGAUCAUAGCGAUCAAGCGUGGGGAGUAAAGUAUAGUCUUUCGAAUGACAAAGUUGUCUCGGUGUCUGAAGACAAGUCACUCAAUCUCUAUAAUUGUCCCCCAAAUGUAGUUGUAUAAAGAAGAUUGCAAUAAAAAUAAUAAAUAUAACAUAAA